Messenger RNA from Nylanderia fulva, 4675 nucleotides. RefSeq lists its product as uncharacterized. Gene Ontology annotation, biological process: DNA damage checkpoint signaling; positive regulation of transcription by RNA polymerase II. Gene Ontology annotation, molecular function: histone binding. The record is from RefSeq and is a predicted model, not a curated record. Gene Ontology annotation, cellular component: nucleus. NCBI's taxonomy places the organism in Eukaryota, Metazoa, Arthropoda, Insecta, Hymenoptera, Formicidae.
GAAGCGCGCGAUUGCUUGCCGAGAGCGGCCGGCUUCCUCGGUUGCAGUUUUUGCGCGCGGAACGAUCACUUCGUCUCUGUCGGCGCGGUGCGUAGAGCGACCGGAGCGUGUUCGAGGAUCUGUCUGUGGCGCAGACCAACGAGAUCGCUCCCUGCAUCCUCUUUCUAGGAUCGCCGCCGAUCGCGGAGGCAAAUGCGUUCCUUCGAGUAGGUUUGCGACGUAGGUGAACACAUAUACGAAUUCGAUCGAAGGGGACGCCGGACAUCAUCGAAUGUGCAUCACAAUCUAUCGAUAAUGUCAAACUCAGAGGAACCAGAUACUUGCGUGCUUGACACGCAAGAGAUCAACAAAGGGAUCGAUGAGGAUUCCAAGAAGAGAGGUACCAACGAAAGCCAAAACGCAAGCUGGAACGAAAGCCAAGACUUUCGUCUUGUUGUCGAAGGAGAUGAGAGCAUGACCGAUAAUGUGAAGCUGGUGGAAGAUAAAGACAUCAAUCUCCAAAAGUCUGAUUCACAACAGAUCGCAAACACAUCGCAGACAGAUGAUAAAACAAUGGCUGCGCAGCCAUUAAAUGAAGAGAUCAGACAUAUCGGAGAUGAAAAGGCAGAGGAAGCAGGAGAUGUCACCAGUGAAAUAAAGGAUUCGGACAAGAAAGAUGAGCUUUCCGACGAGGACGAGAUCAUCCAAGCUACACCACCGCAGAAUCACUCGCCCUCUAGGAAAGGAAUUGACAUUGCGACAAGUUUGAAGCGCAAAGCUGGCUCCUUCGACGAACCACCAGCUAAAAUUGCCAGAACAAUAUCCGUAGAUAAUGUAGAAAAUCCUGAAAAGCAACCAGAGGAGGAAGAAAGUCAUCAGUCUGGCGGUUCUGACGACUCGUAUCAAGAUUUGUUCAAGAACAUGGACAAACAUGAGAUAAUAGAAGAGACUCAGGAUCCUAGCAACCAGGAGUUCGCUCAAAACUCUUUGGCCAGUUCUCAGGAACGCGCGACGAUCGAUAAUGACAAGACAGAGAAACCUCGUCACUCGGAACAGGCAGCGGAUCAGUCAGAAGAAGUUUUCUCCGAGAAAUGUUGUAAUGCGGGGAAGGACGAGAAUCUAAACGUUUCCAGCAAACUAACCGAUGUCAGCGCAAACGACAGCAUUCUCGUCAACGCGAAUUCCAUCAACGAGAGCGACUUGCAGGUGAAAGACCACGACUUGUCGACGGAAGCGAAGAGGGACGCUGAUUCGACCUUGGUUACCCUAGACGAGAAAUCCGCGACUGAAACUUUAGAGGAGAGAUCUGGGAAAGUAGAGGAUAUGGAAGCAUCUUUUGAUGAGAGCAACAAGAUUGAGCAGACGAAUUGCACGGGGAAAACCGUUGAGAAGGAUGAGAAUAAGGAGAUCUCGUCUUCCCAGACCAAAUUGCGAAGCAGUGUGGAACUGAUAUACGAAGGCGCAAGUCAGGCUAGUGCAGGGGAUGACAAGAAGCUGGAGGUGGUGCAGAUCGACGAGGACGAGAAGACCGUCGACACGUCGGCCGAGGUGAUCUACGACGGCAAGAGCAGCAAACAGGAGCCGGAAGUCGUUGAGAUCGUCGACGAGUCGCGCGAGGAGAACGACAAGACUCGUCCGGGGUUCUUCCAGGAUUCAGGGGAGGGCUCCGAGGUGCAGACCCUGGGAAAGAGCAGCUUCGAGAAUAAGAGUGACAGCGAUUUCAGCUACAAGGAGAGUAUGAAGGAGUCGUCCUUGGAUUCGAGACCACUAACGGAUAGCAGAAUGGUGAACGGUAGCCUGGAAUCCAAGAAGAACGACAACCCUGACCAAACCCUGAGCGUGGAAUCGGACACCUUCUCCUGCGACGCAAUUUUUACGAAAGCUGACAGUAAAGUAGAUAGUGUGAAGAAACUGGACAACAUCAAGAGCGGUGCCUUCGUAUUCAGGGAUCCGGAUAACAUCGAGAUCAUCAAUCUAAGCGAUAAUGACACGUCUAAUGCGGAGGAGAAGAGCAAGUCUGAACCGGUACACAACAGUGCUCCGGUUAAGACUAUCCAGAUGGAGCGGGAAAUCGGUCUCUAUGUCAGACUGAAGUGCACGAUUCACGUGGACGAGAGCACGAAGGAGUGCGUGAGCAAGGAGCUGACGGCGGUGCAUUGCGAGCCCGCGGUAAUCGACCCCAGCCUGGGUAGGCAGAAGAACGAAGACAGUCAAUCUACUCUGUUGGCGGACAUCUCCGACAACAAGGACUCGCCGCCCGGUUCCGUCAACAGCAACCCUCAGCUGUACCAGCUGAACCCCCGACUGUCCAUCAUGUCUUCCAUCAGCUCGUCGAGCUCCGCCUUGUCCAGCGCCGCCGCCCUGAACGCGAAGAUCCAGAAGAGCCAGGUUUGGUCGCUGGCGAGGCGAGACGUCAAGAAGUCCUUCCAGGACUCGCUGCCGACGCACGAGACGCCGAUGACCUACGACCGCGUGACCCGCGAGUGGAAGAAUCACCAACUGCUGACCUCGACGGUGCUGAGUGUCGCCAACACGGAGCUCUUUACCGCGAACAUCAGCGGCAACGUCGAUCUGAUGGAUCCUCGGAACCAUCUUCAGCAUCUUAGGAGCAACUUCGUCCGUUCGUCGACGCCGGAGGAGGCUGCGGAGGCCAAAAUCGAGCUCACCACAACCCCGAAGAGCACGAAGAAAGGGAAAGCUGUGAAGAGACCCAGGAGCAAAAUGGCCAGGUCGAACCAGACCGGCAACAACGUGGCAAUCGCGAACGCCGAGCAGACUCCGCAAGCCUCCGCUUCCGUCGCGGAGGCCGGAGACACCCCGUCCAACAGGAAGAAGAGCAGACUGGAAAGUACGGAGAGCAAGGACGUCCUGGCGAAUUCGUCGUCGUCACCGUCGAAUGAUCCGGCUGACGAACUGAUCGGCAAGAGCGUCUUCGCCAAGUGGUCGGACAACAAUUACUAUCCCGGUAGGGUGAGCGAUCGGCUCAAGACCAAGUACAAGGUGAACUUCUACGACGGCAAGAGCAAGACCCUGAUACCGGAUUUCGUGAUACCGAUACCAAAGAUUCUUAGGAACGGUCUGUCCGUGUACGCGACCACGAACGAUUACGGCUGCUGCGGCAUCAUCGUCGACUCCACGAAGUCAUCGUCGACGAUGAGCAACGGAGACCAGGACGAUAUCAGUAGCGACACCUACUACACGGUGGAGACCGACGACGGUGAGCGAUUGCGCGUGCAAAUGCAGGACAUCUUCCUCUUGCCCGGCCAGGCUCAGGUGCUCAAGGAGGAGGUGGACUCCAAGAGCUCGUUGCCGAGCACCCCGAAGGUGCUCGGCCAGGUGACCCUGGACAACAUGGUGGACGGUAAGCGACGCUCCAAGCGAAUCGGUACCCCGGGUUUCUCUACGCCAAAGUCCAAGGGCAGCGGGACCAGCGGCUCGACCAGCAAAACGACCAGCGUCUCGGAGCCUUCGGUGUCCGGCGUGUCUGUCCGGUCCAAGGACAAGGCGAUCUCGGAGAACGAGGGCCUGUCGAGCGGCGAGUCGAACGUCGAGUCGGCUGACGACGAACUCGCUCUGAGAGGGGUGCAGAGGGAGAUCACCGGGACGUAUCAGAAGGGCCCGCAGAGUAGGAUCAAGGGCAGGAAGAAUAGGAAGAACGCGGAGGAUCCGGAGACCGUCGCCAAACUCGGCCCGAUCCCGCCCGCCAACUCCAACAUCUUCAAGGGCAUGUCGUUCAUCCUCACCUGCCUGGCCUUGAAAGACUUAGACAGGAAUCAAGAUGUAGUGCAGGCUACAUCUGGCGUGGAGACAGAAGCCACCGACACGGAUACCGAGAACGAGGAGGAUUGGAACGUGACAUUCGACCGCGAUAGAUUGCAUAAGCAGAUCCUGGCUGGUGGCGGCAAGAUCUACGAAGAAUUCGAGCAGAUACCACCGGAGGAGUACAAAAGUACAAAGCUCAUCACGAAUGUGCCGAACAGGACGACGAAAAGCAUACUGUGCUUGUCGGUCAAUAUCCCCGCGUGCAAUCAUAAAUGGAUCAUCAGAUGCUGUUCAGAGGGAAAAAUCGUAAGCGCAGCGGAGAACGCGCUUCCGACCGGUUGGAGUUUUCAGAAGAACGCCUAUGUGGAAACGUUCCAAACAAGUAAGAGUAAGCCGCUGUCGGAGAUGAUCGUGAUAAUUCCCAAUUUGAUAUACGACAGGCUGUUUGUCAUACUUUGGGAGAAAGUUUGCGAGAACGCGGGCGCGGUGGUCUUAAUCGCCGAGAAUUUAGGAAGCAUGGAAGCUAUGGAUUUCGACAAUAAUGAUGUAGUAGUCGUGUCCAAUCGAAAAUGCCCAUCGUGGGCUGUGGACAGAGCAAAUCACUUGAGAAUUCCGAUACUGUCCACGAUGUGGGUGACUCAGUGCUUAAUCGAGGGUAAACGUUGUCCACACGAUCAGCAUCCGCGUUACAGAUACAAUUACAUGCCAAAUUAAGAGAGCCGAUUAUUAUUAGUUUAUUAUUUGUACCCUAUGUUGUCUAGGAUCAAUGUCAUUUUGUAUAGAAUUGUAUGUAUUUUAUUUCCUCUUUCGCAAUUUUUAAUUUUUUUUCUUCAUUAUCUCGUACGAAACUGCAAAACGACUCUAUCCUGUUGCGAAUUACGAGAUUUUUCAAUUUUAUUUUUUUUUACGUGCAUCUCUAUUAUUGUUUUUAAUU